Messenger RNA from Plenodomus lingam JN3, 285 nucleotides. RefSeq lists its product as uncharacterized. Gene Ontology annotation, biological process: vacuolar proton-transporting V-type ATPase complex assembly. NCBI's taxonomy places the organism in Eukaryota, Fungi, Ascomycota, Dothideomycetes, Pleosporales, Leptosphaeriaceae. The record is from RefSeq and is a predicted model, not a curated record. Gene Ontology annotation, cellular component: Vma12-Vma22 assembly complex.
AUGACGGAAGUUUUGUCAUCUAACAACGAGAUUGCGGGAGAUGCUGGUGUUGCCAAAGGGCAGGAUGGCCCACAGAAGGACAUUCUGAUCGAGGAACUGGACGAGUUGCUCGAACGAUACCUCCACACGCUUGACGAAUAUCAAAGAUUCAAAGACGAGCUUUCGAAACAGUUGUCUUCGGGUUUCAUGUCCUUGGCUCAAGCAAACUUCCACAACUCCUCCUCCGCAAUCAGAUAUGGCCAGGACUGUUACGAUGACCGUAUGCAAGCUAUCCGUAAAGUGUAG